UGCAGAAGUUGUUCAGCGGUGGACGAGAUCAGGAAGAGAUGGGUGAAACAUCCUCGGAUGAGAAUGAAUUUGAUGACUGGUUUAUCGAGUCUUUGAAAAUAUACAAUAAUAUUCAUGAGUAUCAACUUGAACAUCCUACAAGAGUAAUUGAAUGGACAGCAGAAAAAACUAUCUGUGUCGCAGGUUACAGUUUAUCUAAAAAUGACAUUUUAGAGCUGCUUUUGCCUCUGAAACUCUUCGCUGAUGACAAUCAGGGUCUUUGUGCAGAGCGAGAUUUCAAAGUGGUCCAUGGAGGUUUCUCAGAUGGUGCCGUUCAUUGCCUUAAACACAUUCCAGGAACAAGAUGUGUCGUUACCAAUGAUGGCUUCAGCUCCAAGCUCCUGGUGUGGGACUUAGGAGGAGAUGAUUGUGAUGUCAUAAAGAGGACUGGAGACAUACAACCAAAGAGUGCAUCAUCAGAUAAAGGUGUCAAGAUAGCCUCCGGAUUAACUGGAAACCCCUGCAUUCUUCAUGGCUCUCAGAUCAGCGAUAUUCAACUGACUGAGCUGACGUCAGGGAAACCACUCUACUCUGUAGAAACAGACACUCCAGAAGCACUGAGCUCCCUGCAGUUUGUGAGUGGCAGUGUAUUUCUCGCUUGUGCCUGCAAUGGUGACCUGUAUGUGGGGGACACACGGAAGCAUUCAGCUCCUCAGCAAACCCCAGCUGGAGGGAGAGAGGGAGGCCACUGGUGUAUGGGUGUUAAGACAGACCUGUCCUCAUCAGACCCAUCCUCCUGUAGUGUAGCACGGCUCUCCUCCUCCUGCCAAGUGGUUGUGUCUGAUCUUAGGAACCUAAGAGCCCCCAUGAGUAAAGCCCAGCUUGAUGUCCAGAGGAAAACUACCAGUGAUAACUUCAUGAAUGUGACAUGGGCGCCAGCUUUAGACAACUGCCUUGCUGUGUCAGGUUUUGAUGGAAUGGUGCAAAUCUACAACACUGCCUCUUGGAGACCAGAGUUGAUGGAAUUCCAGCCUCUUUUUAUCCACCGUGGUCACAUGAUGUCUGAGGAUCAGUUUGACACAUCAUCAGCUGUGGUCACCACUCAUGUUUGGCAUCCAAGUCGACCUAAGACUGUCCUCUCUGCUGCUGUAGACGGGUCUGUGCAUGUAUGGGACUGGGUCGACAAAGCCACUGCCAGCUGUUGACAUUCAAACACACUUACAGCUCAAUGUUAAUCAUUAUGUAAAUAUGUAAGGAAAAAACAUCCUCUGUAAAGCACCAUUUAUUGUGAUGGAUAAGAUGAUGUAAAAAUGACACUGUUAUUAGUAGUUAUUCAAUGUUAUGAGUAGUUAUUCUUAUACUGUACACAAAGUUGCAUUAUGGAAGAGGUAUUCUGAGUUUAUACUAUUAUAUUUUAUAAGAAAGCAAGAUUGUUCACUUUUGUUACAUAUUUUAUAAUAAAAUUUUAAUAAGUAAACUCUGAUGCUAAAUAAGUCAAACCCUGGCCUGGAGAUAAAGGUGGAAGGCAGUUGCAUCACAUUAUUCGCUCACAACACUGUAAAUAAAAAAGCUAAACAACA
This is a messenger RNA of Coregonus clupeaformis (lake whitefish), 1559 nucleotides long. Its product is annotated as WD repeat-containing protein 73-like. Gene Ontology annotation, molecular function: protein binding. The record is from RefSeq and is a predicted model, not a curated record. The coding region runs from base 39 to 1184 and encodes 381 amino acids. Lineage: Eukaryota; Metazoa; Chordata; Actinopteri; Salmoniformes; Salmonidae. Gene Ontology annotation, biological process: cytoplasmic microtubule organization. The transcript has 8 exons. Gene Ontology annotation, cellular component: spindle pole; cytosol.